UAUCCUACUCUAACUACGCACCAGCCUUUCACGGACGAGGCCAAACCUCUCGACGUGGGGGCUGCCACCCCGUCAGGACAGGUGAGUUGAACUGUGUGGUUUCAGGACCGUGACAGACUCGGGAGGGUUCAGGGGCAGGAAGAGCCCUUGAGCACUUGAGCUAUGGACAGACGGAUAGAGAGGGAGAGAGGGAGAGCGCUGGUCCAUCGGUCAGGGGCGGUGGGGAAGGCAGAAGAAGCUAACGACGGCCAAGCCGUCCUCCGGAUUUGGAUGAUGGCAGCAGACUGGCCACGCGGGGGUUCACGUCGGGUUGAGGAGGAGGAGGGGGAGGAGCAGGAGGAUGCUUUGUCUUUUUGUGUCUGGAAACGGAGUAGCAACCGGUUCUUUCCAUCUCCCUGGACAUCUUGUCUCUGUCGUUUAGAGGGGGGAUGCUCCGGGCUAUUCUGAAGGUUGCGUGUCGGUCUGCCUCCCAGAGGGGGAAAAAGAGAAGGAAACCGACAGGGCGAACGUGGAAGGACGACGCGGGAUGGUCAAACCGGAUGUGUGUGUGUGUGUGUGUGUGUAUUCGUCUACUCCCCGGCGAUUCGGUUCGAAGCACUCUGUUUCUCUUUUCCCGUCAUUCCUGGGGAUUCGGGAUUGUUUCUGUUAUCCCCCCCCUCCCCCGCCGCCAAAAUCCGGUGGUGCUCGACAACGCCGUCGACUGUUGUGUAAAGCGAAUGCGAAUGCUUGAGCCACAUUGCUUGCUCCCCCGUUCUGGCGGGGAGGAGGGCUUACCCGCACUAGCGUCGUCGGGGUCGUGGCCGGAAGGAAGGAUUCGAGCAAGGAAAGGGGGGCUGGAACGGCACCGAUUGGUGGCCCAGAGGGGGGGGAGAGGGUACAGGCAGGCAGGCGCAUGGGCUGUCUGUCUCGGGUUCUUUUUUUUUCUUUUUUCUUUUUUAAUGCAUAUGUCGAUCGAUGUGCGUGCAGUGUGGUGAUGUCGGCUUCUUCUUCUUCUUCUCCUUCUUUUUGCUACUUUUACUUUUCUCUUCUUUUUGCU
Messenger RNA from Colletotrichum navitas, 1036 nucleotides. RefSeq lists its product as uncharacterized. The annotation marks the transcript as partial. The record is from RefSeq and is a predicted model, not a curated record. Lineage: Eukaryota; Fungi; Ascomycota; Sordariomycetes; Glomerellales; Glomerellaceae. The transcript has a single exon.